CAGACAGUUGUCUAUACUUAUUGCCGAAGACUUUGACGCAGAGAUGACAAAAGCACUUGUUUUUCUUCUGGCAUCCCUUCUGUUUUGUUCAGCCAUUUCAGAUGAUCAGAUGGGAAUGUCUCAGCACUUUGACCAUCCGCAUCCUGUGAGGGAGAUGGAGUUCAUUUAUCAUGACAAAGCCAUUGAGAACAAAGAGCUGAUACUUUGUGGUAUUUGCAAGUCCAUUCUCAGAAAAGUGAUAGAACUGAUUGGGAAAACAGCAAACAAGGAGGAGAUAAACCAGAAGAUUGAUAAAAUUUGUCAAAAAAUACGAAUACCUGGUUGCACAAACUUUGUGCUUAAAUAUAAAAAUAAAAUAGUCGAUGCUCUGCUCUCUGGAAACAAAGCAGGGUCCAUCUGUUUAAAAAUAAAACUGUGUAAAAAGACGGACAUGAAAACAAUACAGUAAUGUGAAGUGUAGAACUGGAUUGCCAUUUAUGUUGUCAUUUGUUACACAUUACAUUAAAAUUAAAGCUCAUUAAUAAAAAGUUGCAAUGA
Molecule: messenger RNA, 537 nt
Organism: Puntigrus tetrazona (Sumatra barb)
Lineage: Eukaryota; Metazoa; Chordata; Actinopteri; Cypriniformes; Cyprinidae
Exons: 4
Coding region: 44-448 (134 amino acids)
Biological process (GO): lipid metabolic process
Source: RefSeq, a predicted model, not a curated record